GCGACGCCAUGCCGAGCCCCGCUGGGCCGCGGCCUCCGCCGGCAGGGCUGGGAGCAGCAGCAGCAGCUGGACAUGCUGGAACCACCAAAGCCCCGAAUUCCCGGAGAACUUCCAGGGUUUUCCAGGGAAAAGCUGCACGGAGAGGGGUCCUGGUGGGCAGCCAGGGAGCUGUGCAGGUUUUUGAUGAUGAAGGGAAGAACGUGACACCCCAUCCCCUGUUCCAGCCAGACCCAAAUGCUGCUGUACCCAGGACACAUGGAAGCAGCACAUCACCAACCAAGUCUGCCUUAGAUGAAACAGAACCUCAGCAAGACCCAGCUUUGAGCUUGUCUGCUGUGCAGGAGGAGGGGGAAGCAGCCCUGACGGAAGCGGAGCUGGAGCAGAGGGUGGAUAUUUUCCUGACAGAGACAAACACGCUCUGGAUGUUGGAUCUGCCAACUGCUCUGGUGUCCACGGAGGCAGAGGAAGCUGUGAGAGUUCUGGAGAGGAAUAAGAUUUAUACUGAGAUUUGCAAGGCUAAAAUUGGCAGUGAGUACUUUGAAGAAAAAAUAGUGCAAACCUUCUCUGGAGCUGCCAAAAACAAGGAAAUGCAAUGUGAGACAAUCACCGUGGCAGAGAAAGGGCUGAUGGUGACUUCCUGGGAUUUGGAUCAUUCCCUGAAUGCCUCAGAACCUACAGAGACAGAAGAACCCAGAGCCCCAGCAGGGCAAAGCAGCAAAUCUCCCACAGCUGAAAAGCACACUCGGGCUGUGGCUGUCCCUUCUGCCACAGAGCCUGCUGUUCCUGCCAGGAGCCACGAGGAGAAGGAAUGCCAUUCAGAAACCAUCCUAACCUCAGCAAACCUGCAGCAGGAUUUAGUUGUCAUGGAGAGGAUUCUCAUGGAGAACAUCUUUCAACCCAAACUCGCAGUUUAUCGGCAGAUUCCUGUCCUCAUAGAACCUGUCGUUACCUCAGACACUGAGGCAGAAGAGGAGGAGGAGGAUGAGGAGGAAGAGGAUGAGGAGGAUGAGGAGAAGCAGGAGGAGGCACCAGAAGCAGAUGAAAGCCCAGCAGAAGAUGCAGGUCCCAGGCUGGAGCAGCUGUGGUCGUACAGGUGUGAUUUAACCAGCGGCCGCAGCGUGAGCAGCAUGGCUUGGAACAAAACCAACCCUGAUCUCCUGGCAGUUGGGUACAGGGAGUUUGUUUCUCUCAAGAAGAAAGGCCUGGCUUGCUGUUGGUCACUGAAGAACCCCAUGUGGCCAGAGCGCAUUUUCUGCUGUGAGCACGGUGUCACAGCUGUGGAUUUUUCCCUGGCAAGGCCCAACCUGUUGGCAGUUGGGAUGGCCAAUGGAUGUGUGGCCAUCUACGACGUGCGGAGCCGGAGGGACGCGGCGCUGCUGGACAGCAGUGCAUCCCUAAAUAAACACAAAGGUCCUGUGUGGCAGCUGAGGUGGGUGCAGCAGGACAGAGGUGACAAAGAAGAGAGGCUGAUGUGCAUCUCAGGAGAUGGGCGGGUGACCCAGUGGUUCAUCCAGCAAAGGCUGGAUUGCUUUGAUGUGAUGAAAAUCAAGAGAACACAAAGUGGGAAGAAAAAAUUACCAGGUGAGAGAGAAAGGAAAAGUGAAGCUCCCAUAUCACAACAGGCAGCUGGGAUGUGCUUUGACUUCCAUCCAGAGGAUUCUGAUAUUUUUCUUGCUGGAACAGAAGAGGGCCACAUCCACUGCUGCUCUUGCUCAGGCAAGGAGCAGAUUCUGGGGACAUACAGAGGCCACAAGGGUCCUGUGUACAAAGUUGCCUGGAAUCCCUCCAGCACAGACAUGUUCCUCAGCUGCUCUGCAGACUGGAGCAUCCUUUUGUGGCACCGGGAUUCCUUCACCCCCCUUUUAACCUUCACUUCUGUCACAGCUUUUGUUCACGACAUCAAAUGGGCUCCAAAAUCCGCCUUCAUCUUCGUAGCGGUGAACGAGAGGAGGGUGGAGUUUUGGGAUCUGAGUGUCAGCAUCCCCACACGCGGCUUCCUCAAACCACUGCAUUUUGAAAUACUCGUGGUGUAAAAGCGGGUGGUGGCUACCAGAGAUUUGGGGUUAGAAGAGAAGGAGCUGGAUGCCUCAUGGAGCUGAUAAAGUGCAAAACUGCCCUUUUUCUGCAGAAAUUGUGGCGGAGUUAAAAGGAAAAAUAACAAAACGGAGCUACUUUGGUAAAGAUUGGAUGGUCUGAAGUUGAGAUGACUCAGUUACCUGUGACCUUGUCCAGCUGCUCAGGGUUUUGUGUUACUGACAGUGUGAAACCCUGGUGGAUCCAGAGCCCUGCCACAUCCUGCAAAUUACUCAUCUAAUAAAAAUAUUAACCACCACUCUCCAGGUCAGGACAGAUUUUAGGCAAGCAGGAUCUCUUAGUUAACAGCAGCUGGAAUUUUUGUUGUGGCAGAGCCCAAACCAAGCACCCCCUCACUUCCCAAUUUUUGAUAUAACCCAGAAGCGAAAUGUGCAGUUUUUCAGCUGACAAAUGCAUGGCACCCAUUAAUUUUUGGAUUGCAGCUUCCAGCCGGUGUUCUCGUGUGCUGCCAUCCCUGAAGGGAACCUCAGCUCCAUCCUGUUUGCCAGGAACGCCGAGUGCCUGCUCCUGGGGGACAGCAGUGGCCAGG
This is a messenger RNA of Parus major (Great Tit), 2623 nucleotides long. It is a transcript of the gene DNAI4, whose product is annotated as WD repeat domain 78. The coding region runs from base 9 to 2033 and encodes 674 amino acids. The record is from RefSeq and is a predicted model, not a curated record. Gene Ontology annotation, molecular function: dynein light chain binding; dynein heavy chain binding. Gene Ontology annotation, biological process: cilium movement. NCBI's taxonomy places the organism in Eukaryota, Metazoa, Chordata, Aves, Passeriformes, Paridae. Gene Ontology annotation, cellular component: axonemal dynein complex. The transcript has 16 exons.